AUGGCUCGCAAUAGUGUAAUGAAGAUGAUUAUUGAUGACUCUGAUUCUGGUAAUGAAUUGGAGAUAUUUGCAAUAGCUUCUUUAGAAGAAGAGCAGCUAAAUAAUGAGAGGCAAUUGGGAUUACGUCGUGGUUCUAUUCAAGGUCAUACAGUUAUUUAUCGUAAUCGAAUUGAAGGCCACAAGAGACUUUAUCAAGAUUACUUCUCUGAAACGCCUAUAUAUCCGCCCAAUUUAUUUAGGAGGAGGUUUCGGAUGAGUCGAUAUCUCUUUCUUCGUAUUUUAUCUAUGGUGGAAGCAUAUGAUCCUUAUUUUGUCCAGAAGAAAGAUGCUAUUGGAGUUCUUGGUCUGUCUUCCCUUCAAAAGAUGACAGCGGCUAUGAGGAUGCUCGCUUAUGGAGUAGCGGCCGAUUCUGUAGAUGAUUAUGUGAGGAUUGGAGAAAGCACUGCAAUAGAAAGUCUACAAAGGUUUGUUCAGGCAGUGGUUGCAAUUUUUUCAGAUGUGUACUUGAGGGCACCAAACAAAGAUGACAUUGCUAAAUUACUAGAGGUGGGAAAAAAUCGUGGGUUUCCUGGAAUGUUGGGGAGCAUUGAUUGGCGUGCUCCCCAAGUUGAUUACUCAAUUAAUGGAAAUGACUAUACAAUGGGAUAUUAUCUCGCUGAUGGUAUAUAUCCUCAAUGGUCAACAUUCGUUAAAACAAUUCCAUCUCCACGAGGCAAUAAGCAAAUACAUUUUGCUAAGGCUCAAGAGUCAGCAAUGAAGGAUGUCGAACGAGCAUUUGGAGUGCUCCAAGCACAUUUCUCAAUUGUGCGAGGACCUGCACGUUUUUGGAAAGUUGAAACCCUUAAAUUUAUUAUGAAGGCAUGUAUAAUAUUGCAUAACAUGAUUGUUGAGGAUGAGCGAAAUGAACAAAAUAUAGACUGUAAUUAUGAUGCAAUCGAUGAAACUCUCCCUCCAGCAGUGUCACACGAGCGUACACCCGAACUUUAUGACUUCAUUCAAAAUCAUCAUCGCAUAAGAGAUAGACAAACUCAUUCUAAACUCCAAGCAGGCCUAGUUGAGCAUUUGUGGCAUCUACAUGGAGAUUUGUAA
Camellia sinensis is the source of this 1089-nucleotide messenger RNA. NCBI's taxonomy places the organism in Eukaryota, Viridiplantae, Streptophyta, Magnoliopsida, Ericales, Theaceae. The record is from RefSeq and is a predicted model, not a curated record.